Talaromyces amestolkiae is the source of this 1905-nucleotide messenger RNA. RefSeq lists its product as uncharacterized. The record is from RefSeq and is a predicted model, not a curated record. The coding region runs from base 1 to 1905 and encodes 634 amino acids. Gene Ontology annotation, biological process: proteolysis. Lineage: Eukaryota; Fungi; Ascomycota; Eurotiomycetes; Eurotiales; Trichocomaceae. The transcript is spliced from 7 exons. Gene Ontology annotation, molecular function: serine-type endopeptidase activity.
AUGACUCAACGACGCUUUUCUGGCAGACCACGUGUCGUAGGGAUUUCACCUUCCACGGAGCCCUUACCACUUCUGCCUGCUCCGCCAGAGGAGACUUCCGCAUCGUCAGAGGCUACACCAGAGCCUAUUGUUGACAAAACUUUGCCCGAAGAUGCCCAGCAACAAUCUCCGCCCAUGAAGCAAGAGCUUCCUCUUGAAGACACAAAGCCCAUACCAGUAGACACCCCGGUAGACGCUCCAGCAGGCGUUCCACCGCCAGAUUCAUCUGAAGAGGAGCUUCUAGAUCUACCCAUUCCAAAAUUCAAUUUGUCGUCUAGCUUUCAAUAUAAUUGUGCUCAGCUUACAGCUCCCCUUAAAAAUGGCCGAGCAUCUUACAUUGUUGAACUCCAACCUAAUAUUGACGAGGAACGAAAACGAAAUCACAUCAGGCGUAUUCAACAGCUGUGUGCUUCUAGUGGCAAUCAGGACACAGGAAUUGAAGCUCAGCUGGAUUCGGUGAUUUCUGGAUACGUUGGUGUCUUUACAGCAGAAACCAUAGAUCAAAUUUCCAAGGAAAAUGAUAUUGUGCGCUCAAUUACCGCAAAUCAGCCUGCAGAGGUAUACGGGAAGACAAUCACCAUGCGAACAGAGAAUUGGGGGGCUUCCCGAAUUUCAAUGGAUGGAUCUGACUGGAGAGCUUCUGCGGAUGGGGAUGGCAUGUGGCCAUACAAAGUCUCUUUAACUGAAAAGGAUGGAAAAAAUACAAUGAUUUUCUUGGUUGAUGAGGGAGCCUUUGAUAGAAAUGACUUCAUCCAGCCUUCACGUCUUGCGGCUGGUCAGGCUUCUGAGACUGAAUUGGCGCCUACUCAUGCUACAAUGAUGGCUAGUAUCAUGGCCGGUGAUACAUUUGGAUUGGCUCGUCGGGCAAAGUUCUGGCUUUACAAUGCUACGCGCAAACUGACCAAAGUUUCAGUACUCUUAGCCUGGGAAGCAAUUGCAAAAUAUGAUCUCCAAGAGGCGAAUGUUAAACAGGGGGCUGGAAUCAUGUGUUUGCCAUUUGGCUUUGCAGAUACAGCCAAUGAUAACCAUGCCCUAGCACGCGCGUUGCAUUUCCUUAUGGAAAGCAAGGGCAUCAAAGUUGUCGUAGCUGCACCAAAUAACAAUGAAUACAUUGAGGAGUACCAAAGCUUUCCCCAGAAUGUUGCGGAAGUCAUUCUAGUCGGAGGAUCCUGUCAGCACAAUAAACUUGCUCCAACAUCAGACUGGGGUCCUACAAUUACUCUGUAUGCUCCCGCUGUCGAUAUCAAGGCCAUGAAAUCUCAGCGUGGCCACCUGGAGACUUCUUCUACAUGGGGCAAAUUGGACUCGAUCAAGGGCACUGCUGACGGUAACUGCUUUGAUGAUGAUUGCGUGGUUACACAAGCAGGUUUGAAAUCUGCCCUGGUCACUCGAUUUACUGAAACUACAGAGAUCAAGUCUAAGGGUAAAGUCCCCAUCAAAGUGCUGAAGAAGUUUAUGCAACCUUUCCAAAAAGAAAGCAAGCCCCGACAUGGUGCAUUCCGAGAUGUCUCUGCCGAAGCCCCUUUGGCAACCUCCUUGAGGAUCCAACGUCUGACUCCCGAAAAAUAUGAAAUCAAACUUCGUGACUGUAAUGGCACUGAUUCCGCCUUGCUUAACAAAAGAAGGUACUCAGAGUUCAUGAAGGCUUUACAAGCUGAUAUACCAGACUACAAAGCUAUGGCUAUUAUACUUAGCGAUGGCUCUUCCGAUAGUCAAGCCGCAAUAGCAGCUGUGCUUCGUCGUGUCGGUCGCGUCACUAUUUCUUGGAAUAUCAGCCAGGGUUCUGGGAUCCAGGAGGCUCACAAGCGACACUCCACGGUUAAAACUGGAAUUGAGGAAUUUGCUUGUGAAAUAGGCAAUAUUUAG